Messenger RNA from Ectocarpus siliculosus, 1617 nucleotides. The record is from the annotation of a GenBank genome assembly. Lineage: Eukaryota; Phaeophyceae; Ectocarpales; Ectocarpaceae.
GCAGCUGGGUCUCGUGCCUGCCUCUGCAAGACUUGACGGACACACAGACUAGGGUAGGGAGCUCAGCCGCAUCAGGCCGGGUUAGAGGAGGGAGAGAUAUGCUCUGCAAUACCGCGUGCCGGUUGGCCACUAGGUUGGUGGGAAGUAGAGAAAGAGGCGUUGUGGCGAUUAGCAGAAACCUUGCGGUCCACGAGGCCGCAUCAUCGCACUUGCCCUCUGCGGCAGCAGGAGGGUCUAGGGCACCAGGAGAAGCAUCAGCCGGUCGAUGGAGAUGGGCUUCUAUGCAGGCUACGCAAACAGCAGUGGAGGGAAUCACCCUUAACGUGGAUGAGAAGGUCCAAAGGCUGAAGCAUCGUAUACCCCAAAAGCGGGCCUCGUUUCUUCUCAAUGAGUUGCGUCAGGAGCAGCGCAAUGGGGAGAGAUGUGAAUUGCCAGACAUGAAGAUUGGGGACGCCAUUGAGGUUACGAUGUAUGCAAACAAGAAAGCGACACGGACGAGCCAAGUUCGAGGAGUGCUCUUGCGGAAGGUGAACAAGGGUAUCGACUCUUCCAUACUGCUCAGGGACGUCAUCAACGGCAACCCGGUCGAGCACCACAUUCCGCUGUUCAGCCCGUUGAUCCAAUCCGUCGAGGUGAUGGAGACGGCCUUCAUAUACCAGGGCAAGUUGAGGGGCAAGCGUGUACGACCGGCACGUAUUUACUACAUUCGGGAUCUGGACCAGAAGCUUUACCGAAUCACUGGAGGCGGUGGAUCAGAUAACUAGCUAGCUGCAGGGGUUGGAAAUGUGUUUUUUGAAAGCCCACAAAAAGGGAGUGACCUCGAUGUGCUACAAUUCGGGGGCAUCGUUAGCGAAGGCCACGUUGGGAGCGAGCGGUAUCACAAUACUUAAAGACCUGCCUUGCCUUGAAGGACUGCAGAUGUAUCACGUCUGUCGUUAUCUUCCGGGGUCUGUCGUAAACGCACCGUUCCACGAGGCCUGAAGAGGAACAUAGACGACAAUGUCCGAGCCUGUUUAUGACAGCUACCAACUUCACCUGGACUGCAAUAGCCACGGGUGACUCGCCACGAAUAUGUUCGUGUAAAGACCACACCUUUGUUCCGAACCAGACAUAGAAACGCGAAUCUCACAUCCCCUUCGCCCACGUCCCAUGAGGGUCUUCACCCGGGCGAUGCUUUAGAUGCAAAUGUGUGGCAGGCGCCGAAAUCGCCGUCUUCAUUACCAUCAAUCAACCACAGGAGUGCACAUUGACGGCAACAAGAACUUGCAACAGCCUAGUCUCUUCAUGUUUUCGGUGAAGUAAACAUUUCAGGUCACGAAACAUCCUUCCCCACUUUUUAUUAUCCUCCUCAUUUUCUCGUAGAAGCAGCGAGAGAAACGCCUAAAACACCCAACAUAUUCAUCUGCUGGCUCCAGUGGAUUUCUCCCCCUGCCUUGCUGUGCUUGACGCCGUGAUAAUCCCCUGUCGUGUCACGGGCGUCUCCGCCCCAUGUCGUUUCUCGCUCUACCCUCCUCGAUCGCCGACAAAACCUCUAUCGCUGCCUCUGUGAUCCGCGUUCCCGGUCCGAAGAUAGCCUUCACCCCCGCCUUCUUGAGGAAGUCGUGGUCUUGGGGGGGA